Molecule: messenger RNA, 1659 nt
Organism: Triticum dicoccoides
Lineage: Eukaryota; Viridiplantae; Streptophyta; Magnoliopsida; Poales; Poaceae
Exons: 4
Coding region: 82-1659 (525 amino acids)
Source: RefSeq, a predicted model, not a curated record
UAUACUCGCAGACGGCAAGCCUGAAUCCCCCAAACAAACCAGAGAGCGAGAGGAUUUGGACAUCCCUCAUCUGCGAAGGAGAUGGAGGGCGUCUCCGAGGAGCAGCAGUCUGAGUUCUUGAACGUGGUAAAGGAGAUCAUGUCCCUGCAGAGGGAGCGCAGGGACCUGCUCGCCGCCCUCACCCCCGGGGUCUCCGUCUGGAAGCGGCGAGGGCUAGGAGAAGAAAUAACUCUAGUCCGGAGGCUCGCUGGAAAGGAUUACACGGCGCCCGUCCAGGUCCAGGUUCCGGAGAUGGAGACGGAAGAAUCGGCUUCGACAGAGGAACAACUCGGGAGGUACUUCGAUUCUAUAUUGCAGGAUACGGAGGACCUGAGCCACCGUAUGCUGUCUAUGGCGUAUGCUGUGGUUAACUCGACGUCUGGAUUAAUGCACGCCUGCAAGGAGUUGUACGAAGACACCCACGAUAAUGAGCAGGCGGAGGAGGAGCAGAAGAACACAUUCUUGGAUCUCCACGACAAGUUCCUGAGAGAACCCUUGAGUUACGAGAACGAGCUGGCGUUAGUAGUUACCAGGGAGGAGGAGGAGUUCUACGAGAAGGUGGUGGAGACGCUGAAGAAAAGGGCGGAGGAGGUGCGUCAGCACAACAUGUUGAAGUGGAAGCGAUGUGAGGAGAAGGAGAAGGAGAGGGAGAGGUACUACACGGAGAAGAAGAUGGGGAGUGGGAAGGACAAGGAGAUUGAGUUGAGGUGGAAGAAGAAGAGGGAGAAGGAGCAGGAGGAGAGGGAGAAGAAGGACAAGGAGGAGGAUGAGAGGGAGAAGAAGGAGAUGGCCACAAUGGAGUAUCUCAAGAAGCGGAUGGAGGUGAGCGAGGAAUUCUUCGCGGAUCAUCGUGACGGUUGGGAAACUGGAUGGGGCAGCAAGAGUGUAAGGUGCGGCGACUUCCGAGACAAAACCACAUUGAGCCCUAUGCAUUUUACGCACUACACACCCAAUACCAUCCGAUCCUCUUGUGGUGUCACUGGGAGCACCUUGCAGAUCUACUCCAUGCAAAUUCUUGAACUAAAAAAAGGAUUGAACUGGCCACUAAAACUGUACGGAGUGGUCGCUGCUCGAGACAGCGUGGAUCGCAACCGCAACAUUGUCUUCUCUCGGUCAAGUCUUAACUCUCAAGAACUCAAUGAAAAUGGCUCUUCUUUAUGUUUGACUGGUCCGGCUCGUGCAAUUGUAGCUCUGGGCCCUGUUGACUUUGAAAUUGAACUGAAAAUAGAAGAGGGAGAGGAAUCCCAAGACAAAGAAUUGAUCACUCUUAGCAAGCGGUAUGACGGUACAGAUGAAGUUGUGGCUGAUGCAGAUGAAAUUGUGUUGCUUGAUUGUCGCGGUGAUGAUGAAGUGCGUGUAGGAUCAGAUGGUUACCUUCAUCUGUCAAGGAAUGUUGUGUCAGUGCAAUCACAAGGAACAAUGGUAGUUGUCAUACGAACCUACUUGGAGUCUGGUCACGCCGCUCAAGAUUCGAAGGUUGAAUUCCCUGCCAAGCUUUGCCAAACUAGUGAGAGUGAAUGUUCGGUUGGCAACAGUAAGGUGAAGAUCGUUGUUGCUUGGUCCCUCCUUGUCAAGGAGAAGCAGGACCUCCUGGUGGAUUGCCCAGCGGUAGAGCCUUGA